This is a messenger RNA of Ochotona princeps (American pika), 2395 nucleotides long. It is a transcript of the gene NYAP2, whose product is annotated as neuronal tyrosine-phosphorylated phosphoinositide-3-kinase adaptor 2. The coding region runs from base 1 to 2148 and encodes 715 amino acids. Lineage: Eukaryota; Metazoa; Chordata; Mammalia; Lagomorpha; Ochotonidae. Gene Ontology annotation, biological process: phosphatidylinositol 3-kinase/protein kinase B signal transduction; neuron projection morphogenesis. The transcript has 6 exons. The record is from RefSeq and is a predicted model, not a curated record.
AUGAUAUCCUCCAAGAUGCUGAGUUCUAAUCCCGAGGAAGACCCUCUGGACACAUUUCUCCAGUAUAUUGAGGACAUGGGGAUGAAGGUGUACGAUGGCUUGGUUAUCCAGAAUGCAUCAGACAUUGCGCGAGAGAAUGAUCGUUUGAGAAAUGAAACCAAUUUGGCUUAUUUGAAAGAGAAGAAUGAGAAGCGUCGAAGGCAAGAAGAAGCAAUAAAACGCAUAGGUGGAGAAGUAGGGCGAGGCCACGAAGGAAGUUACGUGGGCAAACAUUUCCGCAUGGGCUUCAUGACAAUGCCUGCUCCUCAGGACAGACUUCCCCACCCUUGCCCCAGUGGUUUUUCCGUGAGAUCGCAGUCCCUUCACUCAGUCGGCGGAACAGAGGAGGACAGCAGCUGUGGCUCCCGAAGACAACCCCCACCUAAACCCAAGCGGGACCCCAGCACCAAACUGAGCACCUCCUCGGAGAGGGUCAACAGCACGACCACCAGUAAGAGCGGGAAGCCCCUGGAAAGAUCUGAAGUGCCCACCAAACCAAGACCUCACAGCGACGAAUAUUCAAAGAAGAUUCCUCCCCCGAAGCCCAAAAGGAACCCCAACACUCAGCUGAGCACAUCCUUCGACGAAACAUACAUCAGGAAGCACGGGCCACGGAGGACGUCGCUGCCACGGGACGCCUCCCUCUCCCAGGUGAGCACUCCCUCCGGAGAGCCCGAGGAGGAGCCAGUGUACAUCGAGAUGGUGGGCAACAUCCUCAGAGACUUCCGCAAGGAGGACGACGACCAGAGCGAGGCCGUCUACGAGGAGAUGAAGUACCCCAUUUUUGACGACCUGGGCCAAGAUUCCAAGUGCGACUUCGACCAUCACAGUUGUUCGUCGCAGUGUGCUACACCCACGGUGCCUGAUUUGGACUUCGCCAAGUCCUCAGUGCCAUGCACGCCCAAGGGUUUGCUCUGCGACAUCCCCCCGCCCUUCCCCAACCUGCUGUCGCACAGGCCCCCGCUGCUGGUGUUCCCUCCGGCCCCCGCGCACUGCUCCCCCAACUCGGAUGAGUCCCCCCUCACGCCCCUGGAGGUCACCAAGCUCCCGGUGUUGGAAAACGUGUCUUACCUGAAACAACAGGCAGGGGCAUCCCCUUCCUCCCUGCCACCGCACCCCUCGGGCCACCCGAAACAGGACAAAGAUGCGGGCACAGCCCUCGGACCAACUUCUGUGCUCUCCUCAUCCCCUCCGCCCCCGUCAACGCUCUACCGAACGCAGUCUCCCCACGGCUACCCUAAAAGUCACUCCGCCUCGCCCUCGCCGGUGAGCAUGGGCAGGUCCCUGACCCCCCUCAGCCUCAAGCGGCCGCCGCCCUACGACGCUGUGCAUUCUGGCAGCCUCUCCAGGAGCUCGCCCUCAGUGCCUCAUUCGACCCCCAGGCCGGUGUCACAGGACGGCGCCAAGAUGGUGAGUGCGGCCAUGAGCGCGCACGGGGCGGCUGCUGGAGGUUCCCGCUCGCGAACCCCCACGAGCCCUCUGGAGGAGCUCACCAGCCUCUUCACCUCGGGACGCAGCCUGCUGAGGAAGUCGUCCAGCGGCCGACGCUCCAAGGAGCCCGCAGAGAAAUCAACAGAGGAACUGAAAAUCCGAAGCCACAGCACGGAGCCAUUACCAAAGCUGGACAACAAAGAGAGAGGCCACCACGGGGCGUCUUCAUCCAGAGAGCCUGUCAAAGCUCAGGAAUGGGAUGGAACACCAGGUCCACCAGUCGUCACCAGCCGGCUGGGAAGGUGCUCUGUGAGCCCCACCUUGUUGGCUGGAAACCACAGUUCAGAACCUAAAGUAAGCUGCAAACUAGGCCGAUCUGCAUCCACAUCAGGCGUGCCUCCUCCGUCAGUUACGCCUCUCAGGCAAAGCAGUGACCUGCACCAGAGCCAGGUGGCAUGCAUGCAGUGGUUUCAUGGAGACCAUACAAUGCUUGAGAUGAUUGAGAAAAAGCGUUGCUUGUGCAAGGAAAUAAAGGCUAGACAGAAAACGGAAAAGGGCCUUUGCAAACAGGAUAGCAUGCCUAUUCUACCCAGCUGGAAGAAGAACACCGGUGCAAAGAAAUACAGUCCUCCACCCUAUUCUAAGCAACAGACGGUGUUCUGGGAUACAGCAAUAUGAGGGUGCACAGGAGGAUGGGAGCUUCACGGUACUUCAAAUGAAGAGGGAGGUUGGUUUGAUCAUGUGAUGUUAAUUGUUGCAUAUCUUCUCUUGAAUGUCAUGGGAAGCUGGGCCUGAUUGUUGCAAGCUCAAGAUAGAAAAAGUCGUCCUUGCAAUGAAGGCAAACUUAUCUCGGAUUAUUUUGAAUCCAGAAGAUAUUAAAAUGUAAAUAUUUUACUAGUUUAUGGGUAACACCUGAAAUGAUACA